Molecule: messenger RNA, 1182 nt
Organism: Sphenostylis stenocarpa
Lineage: Eukaryota; Viridiplantae; Streptophyta; Magnoliopsida; Fabales; Fabaceae
Source: the annotation of a GenBank genome assembly
AUGCCAGGUCUCACAGCGCCCUCUGAUUAUUCCCAGGAACCUCCGCGCCACCCUUCUCUUCUAAUCAACGCCAAGACACCAUUCAAUGCGGAGCCACCACGUUCCACGUUGGUUGCUUCGUACGUCACCCCUUCCGAUUUCUUUUACAAGAGGAAUCACGGUCCAAUUCCCAUCGUUGAGGACAUAAACAGAUACUCCGUCUUCGUGUCCGGUUUGGUGGAGAGUCCCAAGCAACUCUUCAUGAAAGAUAUCUGGAUGCUUCCAAAGUAUAAUGUCACUGCUACAUUACAGUGUGCAGGUAAUAGGAGGACUGCUAUGAGCAAGACCAAAACAGUGAGGGGAGUUGGAUGGGAUGUUUCUGCUAUUGGAAAUGCAAUAUGGGGUGGUGCCAAAUUGUCCGAUUUUCUUGAACUCGUUGGAAUUCCAAAGUUGACUAGUGUCACUCAAUUUGGUGGAAGACAUGUGGAGUUUGUAAGCGUUGAUAAGUGCAAGGAGGAAAAUGGAGGCCCAUACAAGGCUUCAAUACCACUCAGUCAGGCCACAAAUCCUGAAGCAGAUGUUCUUCUAGCUUAUGAAAUGAAUGGUGAACCUCUUAACAGGGAUCAUGGGUAUCCAUUACGUGUGGUUGUUCCUGGUGUCAUUGGAGCCCGGUCUGUUAAAUGGCUGGAAGAUAUCAAUAUCAUUGCAGAAGAAUGCCAGGGUUUCUUCAUGCAAAAGGACUACAAAAUGUUUCCACCAUCAGUUAAUUGGGAUAGCAUUGAUUGGUCCACCCGCAGACCCCAAAUGGAUUUCCCAGUUCAGUGUGUUAUAUGUUCUCUAGAAGAUGUGAGCACAAUAAAGCCAGGGAAGGUAAAAAUUAGUGGAUAUGCAGCUUCAGGAGGUGGCAGAGGCAUUGAGAGAGUAGAUGUUUCUGUUGAUGGAGGCAAAACAUGGAUGGAAGCUUCAAGGUCUCAGAAAAGUGGUGUUCCCUAUAUAUCAGAGCAUGCCAGCAGUGACAAAUGGGCAUGGGUGCUCUUUGAAGUUACAGCUGAUAUUCUUCAGAGCACUGAGAUUGUUGCAAAAGCGGUAGAUUCUGCUGCAAAUGUCCAACCUGAAAAGGUUGAAGACAUUUGGAACCUGAGAGGGAUUUUAAACACUUCAUGGCAUCGGGUAAAAGUCCAAGCGAGUCACUCAAACAUGUGA